UCAAUUGUAUCAGUUUAUGCCAUUAUCUUACAACAAUACAAAACUGCAUAGUUAAAUAAGUGGUUCUCUAGCUCCUUGUAAUUCUACCAUCGACACAUAUAGUGAUAGGUCUGAUAUGGAUGACACAUCAAAGCAGACAAUCUAACAAAAUUAUUAAUUUUUCCAAAAUUCCAAAUAAACAAUAGGAUAAAGUAAACAAAAUGUGGGACCUCACCACUUGGGGCACACUAUAUGAGGGAAUAAACACGCAACUCCAUAGGAAGUUUCUUGAAGCCUAAAACAUUACGCUGCUUCUCGAUCUUUUAACCCCCAUUAUUACAUAUUACUCCUUCCUACAUUAUUCUUCUUCUGCUUUCGUGACUUUCAGGGGACACUUUUGUUUUUAUAACUUACGCUUAAAAUCCUAUGAAUUCGCCGCCGGUUGACGCAAUGAUUACCGGAGAAUCAUCGUCACAAAGAUCUAUCCCAACGCCGUUUCUCACAAAAACGUUUAACCUCGUUGAAGAUAGUUCCAUCGACGAUGUUAUCUCAUGGAACGAAGAUGGUUCCUCUUUCAUCGUAUGGAAUCCGACAGAUUUCGCUAAAGAUUUGCUUCCUAAACACUUCAAACACAACAAUUUCUCUAGUUUCGUUCGUCAGCUCAACACUUACGGAUUCAAAAAAGUUGUACCGGAUCGAUGGGAGUUUUCAAACGAUUUCUUUAAGAGAGGAGAAAAACGUCUUCUCCGUGAGAUCCAACGUCGGAAAAUAACAACGACGCAUCAAACAGUUGUUGCUCCUUCGUCGGAACAACGAAACCAGACGAUGGUUGUAUCACCGUCAAAUUCCGGGGAAGAUAAUAAUAAUAAUCAGGUGAUGUCUUCGUCUCCGUCGUCGUGGUAUUGUCAUCAAACGAAGACGACUGGGAAUGGUGGUUUAUCAGUGGAGUUAUUGGAAGAGAACGAGAAGCUUCGGAGUCAAAACAUUCAGCUAAACCGUGAGCUUACUCAGAUGAAAUCUAUCUGCGAUAAUAUCUAUAGUCUCAUGUCGAAUUACGUCGGAUCUCAGCCCACUGAUCGGAGUUAUUCUCCCGGAGGUAGUAGUAGUCAACCGAUGGAGUUUUUACCGGCGAAGCGGUUUUCGGAGAUGGAGAUUGAAGAAGAAGAAGAAGCGAGUCCGAGGUUGUUUGGUGUUCCGAUUGGGUUAAAACGGACGAGAAGUGAAGGUGUUCAGGUGAAGACGACGGCGGUGGUUGGGGAAAAUUCCGAUGAGGAGACGCCGUGGUUGAGACAUUAUAAUCGAACCAAUCAGAGAGUUUGUAAUUAAAAACGAACGGUUUAGAUUUGUGGUGUAGAUAUGUGCGCGAAGUAGACGAUUACAGCUUUUUAAGACAAGCAGAGCACGUGUCCCAUCUGUUUCAAGAAGUUUCUGCAAUCUUGACUUCUUCUUUUAACACUUUGUGUUUUUUAUUAUUUAAUUAAUAACAAUAAAUGUUCUUUUUCAGUUUUGUUUUCUUCAAAAAUAGUUCGGCUGUUUCUAGACUUUCCUUUUUUGACCUUUUUUUAUUCUUCACAUCUUUUUGUGUGUUUUACAAAUAUAAUAAACGAGAAAUGAGGUAGGGAUUUCUUAUUAUAAGGAUAAGAAAUUAAAAUUUGUAAUGUAAUGAAGCAUCUGGAAUCUCCCGUUUGGUGGGCGCGAUUCAGGGAACGUGUUGUGGACCCAGUUUCGUCGACUAUCACAAGUACAUUUUUAGAUUUUCAACGACAUUAUGUAGA
Messenger RNA from Arabidopsis thaliana (thale cress), 1754 nucleotides. RefSeq names its product heat shock transcription factor B2A (gene HSFB2A). Gene Ontology annotation, biological process: regulation of DNA-templated transcription. Lineage: Eukaryota; Viridiplantae; Streptophyta; Magnoliopsida; Brassicales; Brassicaceae. Bases 406 to 1305 code for a protein of 299 amino acids. The transcript has 2 exons. Gene Ontology annotation, molecular function: sequence-specific DNA binding; DNA-binding transcription factor activity. Gene Ontology annotation, cellular component: nucleus. The record is from RefSeq and is marked reviewed.